GGCCCACUCUCUCGGCUCCUCAUUCGCUUACGUGACGACCGUCCAUCCAAUGGCGAGGCGGCCACGCCCACUCUUACGCUCUGGCGCGGGAGCUUUAAAUAGCGAGAGGCUCAAAGCCGCAGCUCGGGUCCCGCUCCAAGCUGCACCUCUCUGCUCAUCAGUAUGCAAGCCGCCACCGCCACGCUGUGCCCCCGCUCCCCGCUCACCCCCAUCGUGGACCCCAAACAGCUGCAGCUUUCACCCCUGAAAAAGCUCUGCCUGGCGGACAAGGAGAACACGCCCCCGAGCCUCAGCGCGACCCGCGUGCUGGCCAGCAAGACGGCGAGGAGGAUCCUGCAGGAGGAGCCCGAGCCGAAAACCGAGGCUCCUGUCCCCAGCCUCGAAGAGGAGCCACUCCUGAGAGAAAACCCCCGUCGCUUUGUCAUCUUUCCCAUCGAAUACCAUGAUAUCUGGCAGAUGUAUAAGAAGGCCGAGGCCUCAUUUUGGACAGCUGAGGAGGUGGACCUUUCCAAGGACAUCCAGCACUGGGAGGCCCUGAAACCUGAGGAGAGAUAUUUUAUAUCCCAUGUGCUAGCUUUCUUCGCAGCCAGUGAUGGCAUAGUGAAUGAAAACUUGGUGGAGCGGUUUAGCCAAGAAGUUCAGAUUACAGAAGCCCGCUGUUUCUAUGGCUUCCAGAUUGCCAUGGAAAACAUACACUCUGAAAUGUACAGUCUCCUCAUCGAUACUUACAUUAAAGAUUCCAAAGAGAGGGAAUUCCUCUUCAACGCUAUUGAGACAAUGCCUUGUGUAAAGAAGAAGGCAGACUGGGCCUUGCGUUGGAUUGGGGACAAAGAAGCCACCUAUGGAGAACGUGUAGUAGCCUUUGCAGCAGUGGAAGGAAUCUUCUUUUCUGGUUCUUUUGCAUCCAUAUUCUGGCUCAAGAAACGAGGACUGAUGCCUGGUCUUACAUUUUCAAAUGAGCUAAUUAGCAGAGAUGAGGGACUCCAUUGUGAUUUUGCAUGUUUAAUGUUCAAACAUCUGCUACAUAAACCUUCGGAGCAGAGAGUCAGAGAAAUAAUUGUCAAUGCUGUCAGGAUAGAACAGGAGUUCCUCACAGAGGCCUUGCCAGUGAAUCUCAUUGGGAUGAACUGCACUUUAAUGAAGCAGUACAUUGAAUUCGUGGCCGACAGACUCAUACUGGAGCUGGGCUUCAGCAAGGUUUUCAGAGUAGAGAAUCCAUUUGACUUUAUGGAGAACAUUUCAUUGGAAGGCAAAACUAACUUCUUUGAGAAGAGAGUAGGCGAGUAUCAGAGGAUGGGCGUGAUGUCAAGUUCAACGGACAACUCUUUUACCUUGGAUGCUGACUUCUAAAUGAACUGAAGGUGUGCUGAUAAUUUUUUUUUCCUUUCUCAUCACAAAAAUUUUUUAAAAAGACAACAAAAACAGCUACUUGAAGUUCAUCAAUCAGUCAGCUACAUCAUGAAUUAUCCAUAGUGACAUCUGUGAAGCUGUGUAGCUACCUCAGUCAAAGCCUGUUGAAUAGUGCCAGUGAUGCCCUCUAGAACAAAGCCAGCCCCAACUUUUAGAAUUCUUUAAAUCCUUUUUGAGUAUGGGGACUCAUGGGAUAAGUGAUCCCGCAAGAGUUGAUUAUCACAAGGCCACAGGCAGGUGUCACUCUCCACUGCUUGAAAGCAGACUUUCAGCCUUACCCAUUUGUAUAUUCAUAACACCGGCACUUUAUACGUAAGGGAAAGCCUAGAAUUGUAAUUACCACUAAUUCAGAAUUUACUAGGUAACCAAAAUAAGUUAAAACUCAUGUAAAUUAUAAGUGUACUACAUUUUUUUUUCUUUAAUGAAUUGAGGUACGUUUAAAUCAGUCCUCUGCACUUAUAAAGUAUCCUGUUAUGUAGCCUAGGUGAAGUAUCUGGGAUAGAGUUACAGGAGAAAGGAACUGUAACUGAAGGCAGGAAUGAAGUGUGAUCUGGACUGACUGCAGUAACCUGGGCAUGCGUGAAGGGGGGUACAAUGUUUAUUUCUCAAGUUGGCAUUGGAAUCACUAUGUAAGAUCCUUGGGAGAUUCUUGCACACAGGAGAUCUCUAGGAAUAAGAUAGUAUUAAACUGGCUUUCAGUAUAGCCCACCUAAUAUCUUAGUCCUUUAAGUGGUAAAAACCAGAGCUAAAAUGGACUUUCCUAAAAGUUGAAUUUAUUAUUUUUUUUUUUUUUAUGUAUUGAAAUGCCAACUGUUUGUACUUACAACUUUCCUAUUAGAAGGUGUGUGUUUGCUACACAAAGGAAAAUGCUGUUUACAGCUUUAUAAGAAAAUGCUUCUUGACUGUGUCCUUUUAGAGUAUAUCUGUUCAUGCUUUGAAGUGUUUAUAGUUGGUUGAAUCUGUUUAGUGUGAUUCUAAUGCUUAUCUAAAUUUGAGCAUUACCUGGUGGAUUCUUAAACUAGAAAACAAGUAUUCUAUGAGCUGUUAAUAGAAGUUCCAUUCAAAUACUGACUUUAGAUGGAAGUAUGAACUAAUAUAUUAUACCUAAGAACCUUUCAAAAAGCCAAGACAUAUUAUGGAAGAUGGCGUAUGACCUACAGCAGCUGCACCUAUUAGCAACCAUUGUGCUGACCGUGGGCCUCUCCUGUUAGCAUCUGUUGUAUAGUCAAAUAGUUUUUUUUUUUAAUUUCUGUAGUAUGGGACCCUUUUCUUUGUUUUAAAUUAUUGUUAACCAUAUAGUUAGUCCUUACUAUGUGGUCCUUACAUUUGUGUAAAAAAGAUAAAAAUUAAUAAAAAAAAUUAAUAAAAUACCUUGCCUUGUCAG
Molecule: messenger RNA, 2794 nt
Organism: Erinaceus europaeus (western European hedgehog)
Lineage: Eukaryota; Metazoa; Chordata; Mammalia; Eulipotyphla; Erinaceidae
Gene: RRM2
Product: ribonucleotide reductase regulatory subunit M2
Exons: 10
Coding region: 163-1350 (395 amino acids)
Biological process (GO): deoxyribonucleotide biosynthetic process
Cellular component (GO): cytosol
Molecular function (GO): ribonucleoside-diphosphate reductase activity, thioredoxin disulfide as acceptor
Source: RefSeq, a predicted model, not a curated record